AUGGACGAUGCGUGGUUCCAUACCCUCACCUCGGUGUCCGCCACCACAGCGACGAGAGACAAGCCCCAGCAUCAGCGGCGAGCAUCGCUGCUGCAACAGCCCGCGGAGGAGAAGGCUGAUGUGGCGAUAGAGCCCAUUCAGGAGGUCGCUGAGGAUGAGGAUGCAUGGAGCGGUCCACCCACAGCCACGGUGGCCAGGCGUGCGCAGAGCUACAGCGACUUCUAUCACGCCGUGAAUACGUACACGAAGGAGGCAGCAUUGGAGAGGAAGAAGAGCUUGGAUCUACGACAGGAUACACAGCAUGUUGGUAGCGCUGAGUUGGAAUUCGAGAGCGAGUUUGAGGCUCUUGAGGAUGAAUUGUUGGAUCAGAGCCAUUGGGGAUACCAGACCUACCAGGAACAGCUGGAGCUUUCCGACUCUCAUCUCGAGGGCUUGCUCACUUCGACCACAGACACCCUGUCAGUGUUGUCGGCGUUGUCAAGCUCUUUCAAAGCUGUUGAGGCACAAACAGACGCUUUCCGGCAGCAAUGCGAAUCGCUCAUAAAUGAGCAGAGGCGCCUGACCUCUCUUGCAGAUGCCCUGGACGAGAAUGUCCAGUACUAUAAGUAUCUUGAGCCAAUGACCCGACGACUCAAUGCUCCAGGUGCCGCAAACCUGGUCAAGGGCAAAGACUUUCCGGAGAUGCUCUCCAAUCUCGACAACUGCUUGGCGUACAUGGAAUCGCAUCCAAAACACAAAGAGUCCGCCACUUAUCGCAGCCGAUAUCGAUUGCUUUUGACACGAGGAUUGACUCUGAUUCGUCAUCACUUUACCAAGUCUCUUGGUGAGAUUGCUGCAGAUAUUAGCAAGCGUAUCCAAAGUGGCCAGCUCAAGGACACGACUCAUUCAGCAUUGCUGUACGCCAAGUUUCGAGUACCCGCCCCUGAGCUGAAGGCACUUGGUCUGGAAAUACAAAAGCGAGCCGUACCUACACCGGAGGAUGUCGAUGCUGGACGAGAGCCAGAAUAUCUCAGUCUACUCCGCGAACUGUACCAAUCCUAUGCUGCUACCCGAGGUCGACUCAUCUUACCCCUGGUGGCCAAGAAGAUGGCCGAGCUUGCGGCAACACCACGACAAGCAGAUGUGGUAGCUUUUGCGAAGACAAGUUUAAGCUUCGUUCGAGGCAUUGCUCUGGAUGAGUAUGACCUGUGGUUCGAAUGGUUCGAAACUGAUGGCGCGCUAUACGAGUUCCUCGAGAGCCUACUUGAUCCGAUGUUCGACUACCUCCGACCGCGCAUCAUUCAUGAGACCAAACUUGAAAAGCUCUGUGAUUUGUGUGCAAUGAUUCAAGGUCGAUACAUGGAGCUUGAUUCUGAAGAGGAAGACGACCCUGAGAAUGCGCUGAUGAGUCCAUCGAUCAACGGACGGUCUCUUGGCAGGAAGCUGGACUUUGCGAGUUUAGUGCAGCCUGCACUAGAAGAUGCCCAGACAAGGCUUGUAUUUCUGGCUCUCAAUGUGCUGAGAGACGGUAUCGAGAACUACAAGCCGAAAGCUGAGGAUCUUCACUUCUCGCCAAAGGCUGCUACGACAGGCGCAAAUGGAGCCAAGAAAGGGCCAGUGCUCUCAGGCAAGCGGAAUCCUUCACUGCCCAGUACACCCGUGCCCAAGACACCAGCAGUCGAAGACGACGCCGACGACGGCGAGAGUAUGUUCAGCAAGCAGCUCACCGCCGAGACAACAACCCCAGCAAGCCGGCAUUGGUACCCCACCCUACGCAAAGCCAUCUGGCUACUGCGUAGGAUCUACCGUCUGGUCAACAGCACUGUCUUCGAUGAUCUGGCACAUCGAAUCGUGCAUUCUACGAUCGCGUCUCUGAUCUAUGCAAGCCAACAAGUCGGGUCCAAAAAGAGCACGGAAGACGGUCAACUGUUCCUCAUCAUCCAUUUGCUACACCUCAAGCAGCAGAUUGUUGCCUUUGACAUUGAGUUCAUUCCGCCAGAGGUGGAGUUUGACUUCUCUUCAGUGACGAAUACGUUCUACGAACUGCGCGAUCGUGGCAAUCUCUGGAACCCUGCAUCUUGGAUGCGCCUCGUAAGCGGUGCUGUUGGAGGUGGCCUGCUUCCUAAAGUUGUGGAGAACAUGCUUGAUGCCAAAGCUGAGCUUGACGGGCGUCUCAGGACAGUUAUCAACGACUUCGUCAACGGCUAUGCCAGUCACAUUACCGCGCCUGUGGAGCCCGUCACGGUCGCCCAACAAAAGACUGAAUUCGACCCAUUGAAAGCGGUCCGAACGGUGCGUGGUCUGGCCGAGAAGGACGUGCCUGCCCUUCGUGCCAAGCUGGAGGAGUUCGUCGACGAUGUGAGGACAAGAGAGACCCUCGUCGCUGCCGUCAGAGAUCAAGUGAUCAUGACGUAUGAAGAGUUUUUCGACAAUUACAGUGAGGGCAAGGGCAAAAAGCUGAGCCGUAAAGGCAAGGCCAGGGAGGACGAGGUUUGGGGGCCGCUGCUUUUCAAUGAUUCGAUGGAAAGAGUAUUUCAGGUUGGUGAGGUGGACGACAGUGAGGGAAGCGGCAAUGUGAGCGAUUAG
Molecule: messenger RNA, 2565 nt
Organism: Zasmidium cellare ATCC 36951
Lineage: Eukaryota; Fungi; Ascomycota; Dothideomycetes; Mycosphaerellales; Mycosphaerellaceae
Exons: 2
Coding region: 1-2565 (854 amino acids)
Biological process (GO): Golgi organization; autophagy; intra-Golgi vesicle-mediated transport
Cellular component (GO): cis-Golgi network; COG complex; membrane
Source: RefSeq, a predicted model, not a curated record